Molecule: messenger RNA, 2174 nt
Organism: Effrenium voratum
Lineage: Eukaryota; Dinophyceae; Suessiales; Symbiodiniaceae
Source: the annotation of a GenBank genome assembly
AUGGCGUGGAAUGCGGAUGGAUCGAGCUGGGAGGAGACCGCCAUCGAUGCAACGGCCGAAGCUGACUUCGAGGCCAAGGCCCUGCAGCUGGGCCUGGCCGGCACGCUGCUGGUGGAGGGUACCAAGGUGCCGGUGCCCAGGUUGGCCGCCUGCUUGCGGCGGGCCGUGGCCAACGCGCUGGUGGCGGCUUUGGGGCCCAAAACCACCCAGUCGCUGCAAGUGCGCGUGCGGCCGGGCGGUGGGUCCGCGCUGGCCCAGAACUGCCCCGUCGGCAGCUCCGCCUUCAGCUUCGCCGCGCUGCUGGAGGAGGAGGACGAGGAUGCCGUGGACCGCUUGAGGGAGCACCUGCUCUUGGAAGAGGCUUACUCGGGAGGCGUUUGCUUCCUACCUGAGCUGACUGCCCAGCUAGAGGAUCAGGGCACCGCCGGGACCCGGUGCCGCCUGACCAUCGAGGUGGUACCCGACGAGGGCCAGAGGUCCCCGUCCCAACUGAGGGGCACCAUCAUUGUGGAUGGCAAGCCCUGGCCCGGGGCGAAAAGCUUUGAGUUGAGUCUGACUCCUCGAGCCUCUCCCGCGCCUUUGCGGCACAUGGAUCCCAGCAUCUUUGUGUCCAUCCCAUCCUACCGCGAUCCGGAGUGCCAGUAUACGGUGGGGGACCUCUUCGCCAAAGCUGCGAAGCCGGCCAGGGUCUUUGUUGGGAUCUGCUGGCAGGCGGACCCGGAAGAGGAUGGCCACUGCUUCCUGCUUGACCCCCCCAGCGAGUUCGCGCCGCAGGUGCGCCGGGUGGAGGUGGCGCCGCAAGCAGCGCGGGGGCCCUGCGUGGCACGGGCGAGGAUCCAGCGGGAGCUGUUCCAGGGAGAAGACUUUUAUCUUCAGCUGGACAGCCACUACCGCAUGAUCCCCGGCUGGGAUGAGGAGCUGCUGCGGCAGCUCUCGCUGUGCGACAGCGAGCGGCCCAUCCUCAGCACCUACCCGGCCAGCUACACGCUUCCAGAGGACUACUCGCCGGGGCAGCCGGAUGCGGCGAAGCUGGACAGCCGCGCGUGCCCGGUGGCGCUGUGCGCCAAGGAGUUUGGGGCUGACGGCUUCCUCCGGAUCACCGGCAAGCGCUGCAGGGCGGGCGGGCGGCCGCGGCCGGGGCUCUUCUGGGCCGCGGGCCUGGCCUUCUCCUCCUCCGCCGUGGUGCGGGAGGUGCCCUACGACGAGACCUUGGAGGACCUCUUCUUCGGGGAGGAGAGCUCCAUGGCCGUGCGGCUGUGGACCUCCGGCUGGGACUUCUUCACGCCCACCCAGGUCGUUGGCUACCACCUCUGGACGCGCAAGCACCGGCCGCUGUUCCGCGAGCACGGAAACGAGGCGCGGAAAGUGCGGGAGGCGCUGUCCCGGCAGAAGGUCUCAGCCCAGCUGCGUGGCGAAGGCGGCCUGGGCGCUCGCCGCAGCCUCGCGGAGUACGAGGCCUUCGUGGGGCUGAGCUUCGCGGAGCGGCGGCUGGAGGACCGGGCCAGGCGCGGGGGGCUGGAGCUGCCGGACUUCCUGGACGGCGACCCCGCAGCGGCGGCGAGCCCAUACCCCGCCGUGCCGAACAACAUCGCGGAGGCUAUUCAGGCGAUGCUGGGGAAGGACGCCCACACGGCGCUGGCGCCGCCGGUGCCCCCUUCGCCCCCACGGCUCUUGGAGUCGUCUCCGGCAGGGCGGCUGCGGCGGGAGGAGGUGGAGCUUCUGAACACGCAGGGGCUUGUCAUUAUCGACGGCUUCUUGCGAGAGAGGUGUUAUGGCCACCUGGAUCCUGGCGUUUCUGCGCAGGCGCCGCGCCUGGCGCGGCGGGGCGCGGCCGCAGUGCCGCUGCGCCCGGCGCGGCUGGGGCAGGGCGAGGGCGCGUGGAGCAGCAGCGCCGUGCGUGGUGAUGAGAUGGCCUGGCUGACCAUGCCCGAAGGCGAUGAGGAAGGUCUGUUGCACCGGGGGCUGGGCGCUUUGCAGCGCGAGGCCGGCAAUACGGAAGGCGCCUUGGCUGCCGUGCGGCGGGUAGAGGGCCAGCGAGGCCCCCAAAGCGACGCCGACGCGAAGCUGGCAGAGGCGGACUCCGAGCAGGACUUGGGGAAGCAAAGCGCGGAGUGCUACGAGGACCUGGACGUGCUGCUGGCCCAGCUGGCGCUGUUGCGCCGGGACCUGGACGC